AUGCCACAUAUGGUUAACAGAGACCAAAUUCUUGCUCAUCAGGUGUACCUUUUGGAGCACAAACUUCGGAGUAAAGAAGAGAGGAUUUUAGAGCUGGAGUCAGAGAAUGCUCUUCUACACCUGAGACUUGCUGAGUGUAUGGGAAAACUUCGACGGGAUCAUGAAGAGGAUGUGAUUCUGCCGAAGAGGCACUGUCAACACCAGGGAAGUGCGCAAGAGCACCCUCUGGUUCCCCUUGCCAAACUCCUCUCACACAUCCAGGCUCUGAAAACGGACUUGAGGGAUGUUUUUGCUGUAUACAUGGACUUUGCUGUGGAACUGGAGAGCCAGAGUAAACAGCUGCUGGAGUGGAUGGGCAUCAUCAGCAGAGCUGUCCAGGGUGGUGACACCCAGAGGCUACAGACACAGGUGGCUUCACUGGAGCGCUCCCUACAGGACGAAAAGGAGAGGCAUCGAUCAGAGCGGAUCAGGAGGAAGCAGAUACACAAUACACUAGUUGAGUUGAGGGGUAAUAUUCGAGUGCACUGCAGGGUGCGCCCCAUCCUCCCUUUCGACCACAGUCAAGGUUCCUUAUCCAGUAAUGGGCCCUCAUCCUUAGAAGUUGUGGUGCAGGCUGUCAGUGAUGACUCGGUUGUUGUGAAUUGUGCCAAACCUGGGAGUCCGCAAGUGAACAAAAUGUUUGAAUUUGAGAGGGUACACGCUCCAGAGGACUCGCAGGACACCGUGUUUGAAGAAGUGAAGCCUCUUUUGACCUCACUGUUGGAUGGGUAUAACGUGUGUAUCAUGGCAUAUGGACAAACAGGAAGUGGGAAGACGUAUACGAUGAUCGGAUCUCAGGAUGGAAAUCCCACUCAUCUUAAACAGGACCCCGAGGAAGGGAUUAUUUCCAAAGCAGCAAAAGAGUUAUUUAAGUUGAUCUCAGAGAAGCCAGCAGGAAGAUACACGGUGGAGGUUUCCAUAGUGGAGGUUUAUAAUAACGAGCUGCUGGACCUUUUGGCCAAAGAUGAGGACGGAGCAGCAGUAGGGGUUAGGAGAGAAGUCAUCACGACCAGCGCCGGCACUAGUGAAGUGCCCUGUCUAACAUAUGAGUUGGUGCACAGGUCUGCAGAUGUGAUGCAGCUGUUGGGUGCAGUGUUGCGACUGAGGGCACACAGUCCCACGCUGGUUCACAGAGACUCCUCCAGAUCUCACCUCAUUGUCACUCUAAGUGUCACAUCCAAGAGCCACAGCUCUCAGGCACUGGCCUACAAGUUGCGUGGACCACAGAAGCAGUGGUGGAGCCCGCGCUGCUCCAGAGCUGCCUCCUCUCGCUCUUCCAGCCCUGGUUCCUCUCCCCAGUCUUCCCCCUGCCAUUCCCUCUCCUCCCCCCAAGAACCUCUCAGAACAAAGCUGCAGCUGGUCGACCUGGCAGGCAGCGAGUGUGCGGGCACUUCAGGAGUGAGUGGAGCGGCUCUGUGGGAGAGCUCCUGUAUAAACCGCAGUCUCUCAGCUUUGUCUGAUGUUCUGGGAGCUCUGGCAGAGCAACGUCCCCAUGUGCCCUACCGUAACAGCAAACUUACCCACCUUCUUCAGGACUCUAUAGGAGGUGACGCUAAGCUGCUAGUGAUGCUCUGUGUCUCUCCUACUCAGCACUUUCUGUCAGAGACUCUGCAGUCUUUGGGCUUCGGCUACAGAGCCAGACAGAUUCAGAGAGACGCACGAUACAGGAAGAACGCAGGGCUGAAAAGGAAGUAAACCAGCAGACUUGUAGAAUAGCAGAGGGCAUAAAAUGUGACAGGGAAUAAAAGAGUUUUACAGCUUUAAAUGGAUCAGCCUACUGUACGUGUAAGGUUUCAUGAUACCAGGUCAGGUCAUGAGGCUACACGGCACAGGUAUCACAUGUUCAACAUGAUACAACACAUUGUUUUACGACAAGAAAUAAAA
Molecule: messenger RNA, 1923 nt
Organism: Clarias gariepinus (North African catfish)
Lineage: Eukaryota; Metazoa; Chordata; Actinopteri; Siluriformes; Clariidae
Gene: kif25
Product: kinesin family member 25
Exons: 15
Coding region: 1-1734 (577 amino acids)
Biological process (GO): microtubule-based movement
Molecular function (GO): microtubule binding; ATP binding; microtubule motor activity
Source: RefSeq, a predicted model, not a curated record